GUGCGCCUCCUGCUUGUUUGUAAACGAGCCAUCCGCCUGCAGAAGAAGGUGGGCAUCAGGAGAGAGAAGGGGCUUUUAAUGAUUUUAUUUAUGGUGGUAUUUCUGACGGCGCGGCUCCCUUUCCUGCACGAUGUUCCAGCCCCCGGUGUUCUUCCAAGACGCGGUCCAGGCGCCGUGCGGCAUGAAGGAGGAGCGUGAGGAGGUCCGGCUGUCGGACUGCGGAGUUAGUGGAGUUAAUGGAGUUAAAGCGGAGGAGUCUGAGAUCUGCAUAGGCGCCGCGGAUGGCAUUGAAGUGCAUGUGAAGGAUGAACCAGAAGAGCAGACCUUGUCUGAGGAGACGCCACAAUAUGCGGAGUUUGGUGAAGAAAUAACUAAUCAAAGCUUUCAAAGCAUCAUCUUUUCACCCAACUUCAGCACUAACCAAGAGAAGCACGCCGACCUGAAGUGUUACCCCUGCCCUCAUUGUGAGAAAAGCUUCUCUCGACCACAGUUUUUAAAAACUCAUCUGAGGACACACACGGGAGAGAAGCCCUACCUCUGCUCAGAGUGUGGCAAGAGCUUUUCCCAUCAGGCUUCUUUAACAGGUCACCUGAGAACACAUACGGGAGAGAAGCCUUAUCAGUGCUCUCAGUGUGGAAAGAGUUUUUCCCUUUCAGGCUCUUUAAAACUACACGAAAGAAUACAUACCGGAGAGAAGCCGUACCAUUGCUUCCAGUGUGGGAAGAGUUUUUCUAGACAGGAGUUCCUGAAAAAGCAUCAAAGAAUGCAUUCGGGGGAGAAGCCGUUCUCUUGUGCCGAAUGCGGGAAACGGUUCUCGCAUCCGAGCUCGUUGAAGGAUCACGAGGGGCUGCACACUGGAGAGAAGCCGUACAGCUGCUCUGACUGCGGGAGGAAAUUUUCUCAUCCCAGCUCGCUGAAGGUUCACGAGAGGAUACACACGGGAGAGAAGCCGUACCACUGCACCCAGUGCGGCAAGAGCUUUUCUCAUCUCCCGUCACUGAAAAUCCAUGUCAGAAUUCAUACCGGCGAGAAGCCGUACCCGUGUUCGCUGUGCGGAAAAAGCUUCUCGCACGCGGGUUUAUUGAAAAGUCACCAGAGGAUGCACACGGGAGAGAAGCCUUACCACUGCACUCAGUGUGGGAAGAGCUUUUCGCAGUCAAGUGCUUUAAAGGUUCACCAGAGAAUACAUACUGGAGAGAAGCCUUAUCAGUGCUCGCAGUGUGAGAAGAGCUUUUCUCAUCCCGGUUCUCUAAAAGUUCAUGAGAGGAAACACACUGGAGAGAGGCCCUACGAGUGUGAUCAGUGUGGGAAGAGUUUUCUCAGGUUGGGGUACUUAAAGGAACACCAGAAAAGACACGAGGCGCUGAAACAAAAGAUUUCCGUCUAAAGGCAGGUUCUUCAUGCAACUUGUAGAAACGUUUAUUUAUAAUCUUCUUGUCUGAAGCCGUUUUUUUUUUUUUUUGAGUUUGCUCGUGGACUGUGUGUCGAUCAGAACUGGGUCCUAAAGCGUUCAAAAUACCUGACAGCAAUAAUGUGUAUUGAAGGCUCGUUUCUCUGCUCAGAUUUCACAUUUUUGUCUUCAUAAUCACUUAUCACAAACACUAAAUUGUGAAAUGUGUUUUCUACCAUAAUAAUGUAAUGAAUGACAUGAAAAUGUGUCUUAAAAAAUCAGCGUUUUAUUUCUCAACUGCUGCUGUGUUAAUGUUUUCAUUAAACGGUCACUCUAGGGAUCAGAUAAUGUAACGACAGUACAGGUGACAGUACAGGUUUCUGUCGAGUAGCACAAUAUUACUUUAUUAGAAAAUAAAAUCAAAUUUUAUUCGUUUCUAAAUAGUGUCCUUGAAAACGUUAGAUGUACAACAGACUUGUGAAAAUUUAAAUUGAUAGAUGAAAAAAUACAAAGGCAGGGAGUUCGAACCAAACACUACAUGACCAAAAGUAAAUCUCAUUUCACAAACUUGGACACUGAUAUGCAGGAUUGUUUUACCCAUCACUGCAGCAACGGUCUUCUUUUUGGGAAGGAUUUCCACUGAAGAUUUCAGCCACAAAAUCAUUAGUGUGGUCAGGCACUGAUAUUUCGUUGUGAAGGUUUUGAGAUCAAAGCUCUGUGUGGGCCAGUCAAGAAACAGGAAAGGGCCUUCUCAAAACUGUUAUCCAGAAUGCCGAUGUAUGCUAUAGCAUUAAGAUUCACCUUAAUUAGGACUAGAACUAGAAGGGACUCCAUACAAAAUACCCAGACCAUUAUCCCCCCUCCACCAAACUUUACAGCUGCCUCUGUGUUUGGUCAGGUACCGUUCUUCUGGCACCAAACACAGAUUCAUCUGCCAGAUCACUUUAGAGAGUAUGUUUUCACUGCUCCAGUGGUGGUGUGUAUGGGGAGCUUAGGUUUGUGUGCAGCUGCUCGGCCAUGGAAACCCAAUCAGUGAAGUUCCCAAUUAACAGCACUUUGCUGAUGUUGCUUUGAGGCAGUCUGAAAAUCAGUAGUUAGCGUUUCUACUGAGGACAGAUGGUUUUUGAGCACCUUCCUAUGUGUUGGUUGUGUUAUGUGAGCUUGUGUAGCCCACAGCUUACGGUGAUGAACCGUCUUAUUGGAAAAAUAGCAUCCUAUGACAGUGCCAUGUAAAAGCCACUACAACCCAUUCAACUUCCAGUGCUUGUCUAUGGAGACUGCAUAACAGUAAACUUGAUUUCAUACAGCUUUUAGCAGUGGGUGUGGAUAAGAUGUAGUGUCCACAUACUUUCGGCCACGUGGCGUAGCUACUUAAUUCAACAAUUGUGUGUAGAUGUACACAAGAUUUGUCUCCCUUCCUAAGAACAAAUGAGAGGUUCAUGAAUUGGGCUGUGUUUUAGAAAUAGAGAGCUGGUCAUAACCUGCUCUCGGAACCAGCUGUCGGAUCUUCCCAAACCCCCUGUUCCAGACACUAAGUAUAAGGUUGGAGAAGUUUCCUUAAAUUGUCCUGAGUGUGUUCUGUUAUGUAAAUAGUAACUAUAUAGAAAUGUAACAUCCUUUAUUUAAAAUAUUGGGUAUAACUGAUCCCUGAACUGGCAGCAUUUGUUGGCAUCUUCUUAUUACAAGUAAUGUCUUUUCAAGGAAACUGGAGCAGAACUUAGACUGAGUUUUAUGUUCGGAAUGGCUGAGACUGGAUACAAAGGAGAGAACGGGGUUAUGAACUUGCUUUGAAACGGAAGGUGGUUCACCUUCGUGAGGCAAAUGACCCAAAAAUGCAAAACUCUGGUAACAUUUUCUGGCAACAGGGUCAGAAUAAACUGUGAAGCCGCCUGUUCUGUGUUGAUUUAAGAAGAACUGUGUGAAAAAUAAGAAAUCGAGGACCCAGAAAAGGCCCUGCGAUGGACUGGCGACCUGUCCAGGGUGUAUCCUGCCUUCCGCCCGAUGACCGCUGGGAUAGGCUCCAGCACCCCCCACCUCCCCCCCGGCGACCCUGAGGGAGAAGCGCCUUAGAAAGUGGAUGGAUGGAUGGACCCAGAAAAGAGAAAAUGAUUCAGUGAGAAACCUGUGGACUGAACUAGAAUAAGCCAGAGGAAGGAUGCUCUCCAGUCUUAGUCUUAGUCCUUUGUUCAACCCUGUGAUAGCAGUGUGUAACGGCAUAAUGGUUCACUUGGUCACCGAAUCAUUAAUAAAGAAAACAUUUGUCAGUAAUUAUGUAUGUUUUUUACUCAUUUGCCAUCAAGCGAGGCCCUAAUUAUUCACCCGACUGUAUGUGUUGUGCUGCUGCCGGUACUGCUGUGAUGUGAAGAUUGCGGCGCUUCAUUAACGUGGUGUUUUAAGUGUUCGUUAUAAAGGGGGUCCGAGUCUCGAUGUGGCCUAUAGGGCACAUACAUAACCAACAUAAUGUUUAGUUAUCAGAAAUGUUGUAUUUAUUUAUCAUAUUCUACACAUCUGUACAUUAACGAAGUUUGUAUGUAGUGUUUAGUAGAUGCUCAAAAACGAAUACUUUUGUAUGUGGAUCAGUAGCUUUAGACCUGUUUGCAUACGAUACAGGGCUCUGCUACAGAGGAGUUUCUGGCCUCUUGUGAGCCCCUAUAGAUGCUACACUACUGCAUCGCUCCAAUAAAUUGAUUUUGUCUCUGA
Pygocentrus nattereri (red-bellied piranha) is the source of this 4090-nucleotide messenger RNA. Its product is annotated as gastrula zinc finger protein XlCGF52.1-like. Lineage: Eukaryota; Metazoa; Chordata; Actinopteri; Characiformes; Serrasalmidae. The transcript is spliced from 2 exons. Gene Ontology annotation, biological process: regulation of transcription by RNA polymerase II. The record is from RefSeq and is a predicted model, not a curated record. Gene Ontology annotation, molecular function: DNA-binding transcription factor activity; RNA polymerase II cis-regulatory region sequence-specific DNA binding. The coding region runs from base 131 to 1387 and encodes 418 amino acids.